AUGGUUGACACCCUUGAUUCAAAAAGUGAACAUUUCUGGCCGUGUCUUGUGCAGUUGAAAGAUUGUAUUUACAACUACAACAAAAAUGAUUGGGCAGCACUUGUUGGGGCCGUGACCAAUGGUUUGCUCGGAGAAAAGUUGUCAGUGGACGAGCUCACCGAUAUGCGCUUUUCCAAGGUCUUCAAACAGCGUUAUGACAAGUGGUUAAGAAAGGAGUUCCAUUUGGCAGAAAAGAUCAUUGAAAAUUUAAAUGACUGGCUGAAAGCAUGGAUAGAUGUCAGUGACGAUAGCGAUCAAAAGGUUUUCACAUACAAGACAGAGGACACAACAAGAGAACAGUUUUCAAAGGUUCCAUACGUAUUGGAUCAUGAAGGUGCAGCCACCUACCGUGGAGUGAAAUCAAGUGCCGAGCAUGGGCUGACCAAAUGGAGAAGCUCAAGAGCUGAGUCAAGAUUGGAGAAGUUUCAUGAACUGUUGGCCCAUUUUGCAAAUAUUGGUUUGCAAAUCGGAGUUCGCAAAUGCUCUCAUUGCCCAAGAUUACCGCAUCCAGAAUACAUGGACCAAACGCCCAUUUUCAUGGACCAUUCCCUACUAGACCAUUUGAACCAACAAUCUACAUUGCUUGGUUUUGGUGCCUUGUUCAAAGAGUGUCAAGUUCCAGAGGUUGGAAACGAGAAGGAAGUUUUCUUUUCCGAUUACUGCACCAACCAAAUAGAAAGAAACAAACAAGAGGGAACUGUUGCUUCAACUAAGGUUUGUCUUUGCGACAACUGCAAGGACAAGUAUGAAUCGCCUCAAACAACAAGUGUUGCCAGGAGGAGGAGUGGUAUUGCCAGAGCGGUCAAUCAAUCAGCUGCAGCAGCACGGCCUUUACCUCAGCAGCAUAUGCAGCAACAAGCAGCAGAUCACAGCACACUAUUGCAAUGGCUUCCAAACAAUCCAACUUUCAAUCCUAUACAUGCUUCAACGACCAGUGGUUUUUUGACUCUGAAUCAAUUUGCCUUGACUCCGAAUCCAUGUGCCUUUUUCACGAAUCAAUCCGCACCACAUAGCCGGACUGUUUGCAAGUCCAGAUGCUUUCCGAAACCCUUUCAAUUGCCCAAGAUUUGCAGGAUACCUUGA
Messenger RNA from Cylindrotheca closterium, 1122 nucleotides. NCBI's taxonomy places the organism in Eukaryota, Bacillariophyta, Bacillariophyceae, Bacillariales, Bacillariaceae. The record is from the annotation of a GenBank genome assembly.